This is a messenger RNA of Hibiscus syriacus, 1253 nucleotides long. Its product is annotated as CASP-like protein 4A3. The record is from RefSeq and is a predicted model, not a curated record. The coding region runs from base 142 to 1044 and encodes 300 amino acids. Lineage: Eukaryota; Viridiplantae; Streptophyta; Magnoliopsida; Malvales; Malvaceae. The transcript is spliced from 3 exons.
UUCCCUUUUCUGUUUUUUUCACUCACUUUUUUCUCGCUUCCCAAACACAGAAAACCCUUAAUUUUCUUUAUUUCUUUUGUUUCGUUUUCAUUUCUACUUUGAUUCCCCUCUUUUGCUCAGCCAAUUAAAUUUCGGAAAGCUAUGGAAUCCGAAGCCCCGAUGACAAAGAAUCAAACUCUCAACGACAUCAUGAAACGAUCCUCUUCUUCAAGCUCCGAGAUAAUUUCUCCCCUCCACUCGCCCCACUCACCUCUCCGAUCCGAUCACGGUGACCCUGACCCGGCCGAGCCCAAAAGGACACCCUCUCCUCAUGUUUCUUCGGCGGCUUCCCCCGUCGACAACUGCAAGGCGCUCGUCAUCGUCGACAAGCCCACCCAGUUCAAAUCCAGUUCUUUCCCUUCUCCUUCGCCGCCGCUUUCCCCGACCACUCCACCGCAACAGCCGUCGAAUUUGACAGUGAAUCGAGCGGUGAGGGAGGAAGGACCGGGAAUGACGACGAAGACGAAACUGAAUGGUGAAGCGGGAGAAGGACGAGGAGCGAGGGCUGUGGCGACGGUGCUGAGGAGAUCCAAGGUCAAGGAGACUCUGAAGAUGGCGGCUCUAGGGUUUCGAUUAAGUGAAAUCGUUUUAUGCUUGAUAUCUUUCUCCGUUAUGGCUGCUGAUAAAACUUCAGGCUGGAGCGGUGACUCUUUCGAUCGCUAUAAAGAAUACAGGUAUUGUCUUUCCGUAACUGUGAUUGGAUUUGCAUAUGCUGGGUUUCAAGCCUAUGCUCUAGCUUACUAUCUCGUCUUUCAAAAACAUGUCAUCCGCCAUCAUCAUCGUCAGCUGUUUGAUUUCUCCUUGGAUCAGAUACUAGCCUAUUUGUUGCUUUCAGCAUCAUCUGCAGCGGCCACGCGGGUCGACGAGUGGCAAACUAGUUGGGGAAAAGAUGAAUUCACAGAGAUGGCUAGUGCCUCAGUUUCAAUGGCCUUUCUGGGUUUUAUUGCAUUUGCAUUUAGCGCGCUUUUAUCUGGUUACCAACUCUGUACCAAUGAAUCUGCGUGAUCCCUGAUGUGGUAUCAAAAUCACAACACAAUCGGUUUUCAUUAUCGUACAAGGAAGAACAUAUUUUCCUCUAAAAAGUUAACAAUGUAUAUAUAGUUGCAAGCAGUCGUUUUUCAAGGUUUAAUGAACUAGGAAAGUGAUCUAUUCUGGUAAGAACGACACUAAGGAGAUGCUUGUGUCUAAGAAGACAAAUAGGACCAAACUGCUCC